Molecule: messenger RNA, 589 nt
Organism: Verruconis gallopava
Lineage: Eukaryota; Fungi; Ascomycota; Dothideomycetes; Venturiales; Sympoventuriaceae
Exons: 2
Coding region: 104-589 (161 amino acids)
Molecular function (GO): oxidoreductase activity
Source: RefSeq, a predicted model, not a curated record
CGCUGAGCGAUGGCCACGAUACCGACGGCCCUUCGGCGCAUGCCACCAAAAUCGAAGGUAGGAGAUUCGAAUCUGUUCUUCUCAGGCGAAACGAGAUAGAAAGAUGACUUGGGACAAAAUCGAUCACAAGUUCACGUUCCCCGAGCUGAGCUACGGCGCGGAAUCGAAUUAUCAGCCUUGCAUCAAGGUGUCUGUUUUCUUCAAGAAGAUUGAUUCCAUCGACUACGAGACCUUUUUCGGUCACUGGAGGACGGUUCAUGCGGACUUGGCCGUGGCCACGCAAGCGUUCAAAGACCACAUCGUGCGAUAUGCGCAGCAUCAUCAGACACCUGAGAUGAAGGAACGGGCCAGGUCGUUGGGAGAAAAUUGCCUUGACUACGAUGGAUGUGCUCAGUUGUGGGUCAGAUCGUGGGACGACUGGCUGGCGUUCUACAAUAGCAAAGAGUACGCUGCAGCCCUGAGCGAGGAUUGCCAGCGUUUCAUGGCUUUACCCAUGACUUACAUGGUUGGGUACGAGAUCUUGAUUGUCGGCAGUGCGGCAGCUGAAGUUGGAGGAAAGGACGGCAUGAAGAUCAGCAGAAGUAGCUGA